AUGGGUAUCGAUCUUGAUCACAGGAGGCCCUCGCACCACCGCAAGGCGCCCAAGUCCGACAAUGUUUACCUGAAGCUGCUCGUGAAGCUGUACAGGUUCUUGGCCCGCCGUACCGACAGUGCCUUCAACAAGACCAUCCUUCGCCGCUUGUUCAUGUCAAAGAUCAACAGGCCCCCGGUCUCCAUUUCUCGCAUCAUCAAGAACGGCGCGAACCCUCAUGCUACCCACAACAACGACAAGACCGUCGUUGUUGUCGGUACCGUCACCGACGAUAACCGUCUCCUCGAGGUUCCUAAACUCACCAUCGCCGCCCUGCGAUUCACAGCCACUGCUCGUGCCAAGAUCGAGGCUGCAGGAGGUGAAGCUCUUACCCUUGACCAGCUUGCGUUGAGGGCGCCUACUGGAUCCAACACUCUUCUUAUCAGGGGACCUAAGAACGCCAGAGAGGCCGUUAAGCACUUUGGAAUGGGCCCUCACAAGCACAAGAAGCCUUAUGUCGAGUCAAAGGGCAGGAAGUUCGAGCGCGCUCGUGGUCGUCGUCGGUCCAGAGGUUUCAAGGUUUAA
Messenger RNA from Morchella importuna, 564 nucleotides. RefSeq lists its product as uncharacterized. The coding region runs from base 1 to 564 and encodes 187 amino acids. Gene Ontology annotation, biological process: translation. The record is from RefSeq and is a predicted model, not a curated record. The transcript is spliced from 5 exons. Gene Ontology annotation, cellular component: cytosolic large ribosomal subunit; ribosome. Gene Ontology annotation, molecular function: structural constituent of ribosome; RNA binding. Lineage: Eukaryota; Fungi; Ascomycota; Pezizomycetes; Pezizales; Morchellaceae.